GCUUUGGGUGAGCUCUGCGAAACCAAGUUUGGGAAGACACACCCUGUGUGCAAUUUGGUCGCUUCCUUGCCGUUGUGGUUGCCUAAGUCCCUCAGCCCUGGGUCCGGGCGGGAGCUGCAGAGACUCUCCUAUUUGGGGUCUUUUUUUAGCUUCUCAGUCUUCGCAGAAGAUGAUGCUAAAGUGGUUGAAAAAUAUUUCUCAGGGCCUGCUAUUACCCUGGAAAAUACUCGCGUGGUUAGCCAAUCAUUGCAGCAUUACUUGGAGCUGGGAAGGCAAGAGCUUUUCAAGAUUCUGCAUAGUAUUCUGUUAAAUGGUGAAACCCGGGAGGCCGCCCUUGGUUACAUGGCGGCUGUCGUCAAUGCCAAUAUGAAAAAAGCACAGAUGCAGACAGAUGACAGAUUGGUUUCUACAGAUGGAUUUAUGCUGAAUUUUCUCUGGGUGCUGCAGCAGCUAAGUACAAAGAUCAAGUUAGAGACAGUUGACCCCACGUAUAUAUUCCACCCGAGGUGUCGGAUCACUCUGCCCACCGAUGAGACCAGAGUGAACGCCACGAUGGAGGAUGUGAAGGACUGGCUGGCGGAACUCUAUGGAGAUCAGCCUCCCUUUUCUGAGCCGAAAUUCCCUACGGAAUGCUUCUUUCUUACGCUGCACGCCCACCACCUCUCUAUCCUGCCAAGUUGCCGUCGCUAUAUCCGCAGACUCCGGGCCAUCCGGGAGCUCAAUAGAACCGUGGAAGAUUUGAAAAAUAACGAAAGCCAAUGGAAAGAUUCCCCCCUGGCAACUAGACACCGUGAAAUGCUGAAGCGCUGCAAAACUCAGCUUAAGAAACUGGUACGAUGCAAGGCCUGCGCUGACGCUGGUUUACUUGACGAGAGCUUCCUGCGAAGAUGUCUGAAUUUUUAUGGCCUUCUCAUUCAGCUGCUGCUCCGCAUCCUGGACCCUGCCUACCCCGAUGUAACACUGCCUUUAAGUUCAGACGUCCCCAAGGCGUUUGCAGCAUUGCCUGAGUUUUAUGUAGAAGAUAUUGCUGAAUUUUUAUUUUUUAUUGUACAAUACUCGCCUCAGGUGCUCUACGAGCCCUGCACUCAGGAUAUUGUGAUGUUCCUCGUUGUGAUGUUGUGCAACCAGAACUACAUCCGCAAUCCGUACCUGGUGGCCAAACUGGUAGAAGUCAUGUUUAUGACCAACCCUGCUGUUCAGCCACGAACGCAGAAGUUCUUUGAAAUGAUUGAGAACCAUCCUCUCUCCACCAAACUGUUGGUCCCUUCCCUGAUGAAGUUUUAUACAGAUGUCGAGCAUACCGGAGCGACCAGCGAGUUCUAUGACAAGUUCACCAUUCGCUAUCACAUUAGCACCAUCUUUAAAAGCCUUUGGCAGAACAUAGCUCACCACGGCACCUUCAUGGAGGAGUUCAACCACUCAGCCUGGCCCUUACCCUGCAAGAGCAGUCGCAGCCAGUGCACUUCAGAAACUACAGAAACAGGCGCCAGGCCGGCUUUGGCCACGGCUGGUAGUUUGCCAGUCCCUGCUGUGACCGUGUUUGGUUUCAUGUUUGGUGAGCCCAAGGGCAGUGCCACUGAUAGUAAAAAGGAACUUGGACCCCGAUUGGCUGCAAUGCUGAACUUUAAUCUUCAGCAACUCUGUGGUCCCAAGUGCCGUGACCUGAAAGUCGAAAACCCCGAGAAAUAUGGCUUUGAACCAAAGAAGCUGUUGGACCAACUGACGGAUAUUUACUUGCAGCUGGAUUGUGCGCGGUUCGCUAAAGCCAUCGCUGACGACCAGAGAUCCUACAGCAAAGAGUUGUUUGAAGAAGUUAUUUCGAAGAUGCGGAAGGCGGGGAUCAAAUCCACAAUCGCGAUAGAGAAGUUUAAACUCCUCGCCGAGAAGGUGGAGGAGAUAGUGGCCAAGAACGCGCGCGCCGAGAUCGACUACAGCGACGCUCCGGACGAGUUCCGAGACCCUCUGAUGGACACCCUGAUGACUGACCCCGUGCGGCUGCCCUCCGGCACCAUCAUGGACCGCUCCAUCAUUCUGCGGCACCUGCUCAACUCCCCCACGGACCCCUUCAACCGGCAGACGCUGACCGAGAGCAUGCUGGAGCCAGGUACAGGGUGCACGGCUGGGGGGGCGGUGCCUACAGCAGCAACAGAUGUGGCGGCCAAAAUCCACAGUGUUGGAGAUUAA
This is a messenger RNA of Myotis lucifugus (little brown bat), 2184 nucleotides long. RefSeq names its product ubiquitin conjugation factor E4 B. The annotation marks the transcript as partial. The transcript is spliced from 15 exons. Gene Ontology annotation, biological process: protein polyubiquitination. NCBI's taxonomy places the organism in Eukaryota, Metazoa, Chordata, Mammalia, Chiroptera, Vespertilionidae. Gene Ontology annotation, cellular component: cytoplasm; ubiquitin ligase complex; nucleus. The record is from RefSeq and is a predicted model, not a curated record. Gene Ontology annotation, molecular function: ubiquitin-ubiquitin ligase activity.